AUGAGUGAUCGAGACUAUUUACCUUUAUCGACUACAUUAGUUAAAACAUUAACUGAUAAACUAUAUGAAAAACGUAAAACAGCUGCACUUGAGAUUGAAAAAAUGGUUCGAGAAUUCAUGACUGCUCAAAAUUAUGAACAAAUUGAACGCAUUUGUAGAAUACUCAGUGAAUAUUUUGUUUUAUCACAAAAUGGAAAUUUUCGUCGUGGUGGUUUAAUUGGUAUUGCAGCAUUAGCCAUAGCGUGUGGCAAAGAAGCGCAAAGAUUUAAAACAUAUCUUGUACCACCGGUUUUACAAUGUUUUCUUGAUAAUGAUCCAAAAGUUCGAUAUUAUGCUUGUGAAUCAUUGUAUAAUAUAGCAAAAGUUCUUCGAACUGUCACACUUUCUUACUUCAACGAAAUAUUUGAUUCUCUGUCUAAACUUGUAUGCGAUCUUGAACCAACAGUGAAAAGUGGAGCUGAAUUAUGUGAUCGCUUAUUGAAAGACAUUGUGAUUGAAACAUGUUCUCAAUUUGAAGUUAUUGCUUUUAUUCCACUUCUACGCGAACGAAUUUAUGUUCGUAAUGCAUUUACUAGGCAAUUUAUUGUUUCUUGGGUAUCCUUACUUACAUCUGUACCUGAAUUUGAUAUGGUGCAAUAUUUACCAGAGAUUAUGGAUGGAUUAUUUCAUAUUUUAGGUGAUCCUAAUCCAGAAAUUCGAAAAUCUUGUGAAAUCCUAUUUAGUGAAUUUUUAACGAUUCUAAAAAGCUCACAAGUUCAACCGGAUAUGUUUGAAGAUAUGACUCGAAUUUUAAUACAAAAUUGUCAAUCAUCAGACGAAUUAAUUCAAUAUACAGCGUUACAUUGGCUACGAGAAUUUCUUAAUAUGCCUAAAUGUCAUCAAGUACUUUUACCUCAUUCAGCUGGAUUAUUGUCGGCCGUACUUCCAUGUUUUUCAUACGAUGAUGAUAACCAGACAGCCAAAGAGAUCAAUUCAGUUUUACGACAAUUAAUUAAAAAUGAAAGCAGUAAACGCAAUGAAAACAAUGCAGCUCAAAAUCUUCCAGAUUUGACGAUAACCAAAAUGGUUGAAGUACUUAAAACUCAAAUACAAUCGGGUGCUUCACCAUCACGUAUUAUUGCAUUAGGUUGGGUGCAUCAUCUAUUUGAAUGUCUUCAAGAUCAGAUGGUUGCGCACAUUGAUGUUUUAUUUCCAACAUUAUUUCGUGUACUCAGCGAUCCAACUGAUGAGACAGGGAGUUAUCCUAUCAAGCCUCCAGCACCACUAAUUACUGCAAAUUUACCUUUAUCAUUGCGAAAAAAGCCUAAUAAACAACAACAUCAACAUACGACAGAAGCUGUACUUUUGGUUUUACAAGUUUUUGCACUUAUAUCAACAUCCAAUCGAACAAAUACAGAUAGAAAUUAUAAUGAUUAUUUUACAAAAUUCAUCAUUGUACUUAUGGAUUUAUUUCGCACGGAUCGUGGACUUCUAGAAGCUCGUGGAUCAUUUAUUAUUCGUCAAUUAUGUAUGUUGCUGUCACCUGAAGAUAUCUAUAAAACAUUAUCUGAAACAUUAGCGAAUGAGCCUGAUACUAACUUUGCUGCAAUAAUGGUUAAAAUUCUUAGUUCAAUAUUAUUGACAUCAACGGAAUUACAUGAUUUACGAGUUAAAUUAAAAAAUUUACAAACAACAGAAAGUGCUGGCUUAUUUGUAUGUCUGUAUAAAACAUGGUGUCACAAUCCAAUAGCAUUGGUUGCAUUAUGUUUUUUAUCACAAAAUUAUGAUCAUGCUUGCAAACUUGUUCAAUUAUUUGCGGACAUUGAAGUUACUGUGGAUUUUUUAAUUGAAAUCGAUAAACUAGUUCAAUUACUUGAAUCACCUAUUUUUACAUAUCUUCGUUUAGCGCUUCUUGAUGUAGAAAACAAUCAAACUUUAAUUCGUGCAUUAUGUGGCUUAUUGAUGUUAUUACCAGGUAAAACGGAUGCAUUUCAUGUAUUAAGAAGACGUCUUGAAUGCGUACCAAAUUUUAUUGAUAAAUUUACAUCUGUGGAUAAACGUGUUGCUAAUCUUUCAAUGAAUGCCAAAGUCAAUGAAACUACAAAUGAUCCAAGAAAAAAUAUUAAUUUUGAUGAAUUACAGCAGUAUUACUUAGCCAUACAAAAUAAACAUGUAGACUCAAAAAAACAAAGAUAUCGAUACACCCCUACGUCCGAUGGUUUAUAA
Rotaria socialis is the source of this 2205-nucleotide messenger RNA. The record is from the annotation of a GenBank genome assembly. Lineage: Eukaryota; Metazoa; Rotifera; Eurotatoria; Philodinida; Philodinidae.